CGUCUCCACCAAACCAUUGGCAACCCAAUGGGAGACCCUGUCAAAUUCACGGAGUUUUUCCUUCUAUAGUCGGCGAAUUCAUGGCCGGGGUUCGGUUGGGGCGGAGCACCAAACGCGUCCCCCUGGUGCUCUGCGCCAAGGUGACGCUGGUGGUACUUCUAGCGAUCGGUUUCAUCGUUAUCCGGUACACCUUCUCCUCCUCCUCCUCCGCCGAGGUCUCCUCCCAGAGGAGCAGCUUCGACGACAUCUUCGACCCUGAGAGCUCGCCGGUGGCGAAGGAGGAGGAGGAGGUGGAGGAGAACAAGAAGAGGAAUCCGAGCUCGCCGCCGAAAGAUGGGAGUGAGAAUGGAUCGCUGGAGAAGGAAAUGAAAGAAGGGGAGAUCGAGGAGAAGGCGGCUGCGGCGGCGAAGAACGAGACGAGAGACGCAGAAGGGCAGCAGGAGAACGAGAAGCAAGGGGGAGAGGAGAAGGCGGAGGUGGUGGAAGGGGAGGGAGGGAUCGAUGAGGACAUGGAGGAUGGUGUUGAUGUGAAUACGGAGGUGGAAAAAGUGGAUGAGGGGAGGAGUGGGGCGAAUGGGAAGGAAAAGAACAAGAAGAAGAAAAAGUUGGGACCUCUGUUCGAUCCAGGGGCUCGGUAUAAUUGGAAGCUUUGUGGUGGCAGGCAUGGGCAUAACUAUAUCCCUUGUGUUUAUAUGGAAGGUGGUCGUCGGCACCAUGAAAGGAGCUGCCCGCAGAUACCGUUGAUGUGCUUGGUUUCUCUUCCUCAGGAGUAUAAACCUCCACUGCCUUGGCCGGAAAGAGAAUCCAAGAUAUUUUAUAAGGAUGUGGCUCACCCAAAGCUCUCUGCAUUCAUUAAAACUCAAAGUUGGUUAAAUUUGUCUGAGGAGUUUUUAUUAUUUCCUCGGGAGGAAUCAGAGUAUAAGGGUGGGGCUCAGCGCUAUAUCAAUUCGAUUGAAGAGAUGGCACCAGACAUUGAAUGGGGGAAGAAUAUUCGCGUAGUAUUGGACAUUGGAUGUACAAGUGCUAGUUUUGGAGCCACUCUUCUUAAGAAAAAUGUGAUAACUUUGUCUUUGGGAUUGAUGAAUGAUCAAAUAGAUCUAGCGCAACUAGUCCUUGAGCGUGGUAUCCCUGCAGUGGUGGGAGAUUUGGGAUCAAGAAGGCUUCCUUUUCCAAGUGGUGUUUUUGAUGCUAUUCACUGUGGCAAAUGCAAUAUACCAUGGCAGUCUAGUGGUGGGAGGCUCCUCUUUGAGAUGAACAGGAUUCUGCGUCCUGGAGGAUACUUCAUUAUAUCAACAAAACAUGGAGAUAUCGAUAGUGAAGAAGGUACAACUAAACAUGUAGAUAACAAUAGUGAAGAAGGUGCAACAAAACAUGGAGAUAUAGAAACUGGAGAAGGCAUGUCAACAUUGAUGGCAUCAAUCUGCUGGAAUAUUCUGGCACACAAAACUGAUGAGGUCAGUGAAGUGGGUGUUAGAAUAUAUCAGAGACCAGCAUCAAAUGAUAUAUAUGAGUUACGACGGACUAAAGAACCUCCUUUCUGCAAGGAAGAUGACAAAAUAGAUGCUGCUUGGUAUACUCCCAUAAAAUCAUGCUUACAUAAAGUUCCAUCUGCUAUAGAGCAACAUGGAACUGAUUGGCCUGAGGAAUGGCCCAAGAGGCUUGAAACUUUUCCUGAAUGGCUGGGUGAUUCACGAGAAAAGUUGACUGCAGAUCAUGAGCACUGGAAGGCUAUCAUUAACAAAUCCUAUCUUAAUGGGAUAGGCAUUGAUUGGUCUCAUAUUAGAAAUAUUAUGGAUAUGAAAGCCAUUUAUGGAGGAUUUGCUGCAGCCCUUUCAUCUCAAAAGGUUUGGGUCAUGAAUGUAGUUCCUGUGCAUUCUCCAAACACUCUUCCUAUAAUUUAUGAGCGUGGACUUCUUGGCAUCUACCAUGAUUGGUGUGAACCAUUCAGCACAUACCCAAGGUCUUAUGAUCUUUUGCAUGCUGAUCAUCUGUUCUCACGUCUUAAGAACAGGUGUAAGCAGCCAGUUGUCGUCGUGGUUGAGAUGGAUCGAAUUCUAAGGCCAGGAGGUUGGGCUAUCAUCCGCGAUAAGUUGGAGAUCUUGAAUACAUUGGAGACAAUCCUAAAAUCGCUGCACUGGGAAAUAAGGAUGACUUAUGCCAAGGAUAAGGAGGGUAUUAUCUGUGCACAGAAGACAACAUGGAGGCCAUAAAGCAGCUAUUGAUCUGAUCAUGUCUAAUCAUUAAGUCAAUUUUCCUCCAUUCUAAGGGAAAAGGCUGGGGUUUGGAUUCUGGAUUUUUGUUCAUCAUUGACAUGAUUCAAUUUUGAUUCCUUUCUUAUGGAUUAAUGUCAUCUCGGUGCCCUUUCAAGUAUAUGAUAACCAUUUUCAUCGGAUGCAUUAUCGUUCAAGAAAAAGUGGACGGAUUUCUGCUUGACUUACAGUUUCCUCUCUUGAUUGUUUUGUUCAAAUGAAAAACCGAAUUUUAUUUAGAAGCAUUUGAUUCCGGGAUUACUCAGAAGCAUACACAGUUCUGGAGAGUUCUCACUUCAACUGUUCCUCUUUUUAGGCUCACAGUUUUCUAAGCUUGUAAAAUGUAGAUCUGUGAUUGUAAUUUGAAACUUAAAAAAAAGCUGUACUUUGGAAUGGCUUGAGAGAAAAAAACUAUGUUGUUUUACCAUUCAACACCGGAUAAAAUUGUAGAAUUGCGAUGUACCCUGGACCAGUUUUGAAAUGAUGAUUGAUGAGCCUGUGACAGCCAAAA
Elaeis guineensis (African oil palm) is the source of this 2760-nucleotide messenger RNA. Its product is annotated as probable methyltransferase PMT28. The record is from RefSeq and is a predicted model, not a curated record. Lineage: Eukaryota; Viridiplantae; Streptophyta; Magnoliopsida; Arecales; Arecaceae. Gene Ontology annotation, molecular function: methyltransferase activity. Gene Ontology annotation, cellular component: endosome; cytoplasm; trans-Golgi network.